Sinocyclocheilus rhinocerous is the source of this 3449-nucleotide messenger RNA. RefSeq names its product zinc finger protein 271-like. The record is from RefSeq and is a predicted model, not a curated record. Lineage: Eukaryota; Metazoa; Chordata; Actinopteri; Cypriniformes; Cyprinidae. The transcript is spliced from 3 exons. The coding region runs from base 215 to 3031 and encodes 938 amino acids.
UGUUAACAGGGGUUUUCCUGGCUCAAAAUUAGGUGGAGGUGGUAAAAUACUGCUCAUGUGCACGCACACAAUGGUACCGCAUUUCAACUGGCUGAAGAAAACAUUUGACAAGCACGCAUUUUAGAUCUGCUCCUCCAACCACACAGGAGUUCAUCAACAGUUCAGCUCCUCCCACAACAGUUAAUGAAAGAGUUUAUGAAAGAAAGCUGAAAACAUGACUGAUCCAGAACCCUGUGGAAUAAAACAGGAAGAUGCUGAAGAACAAAAAGACUUGAUAGAAGAGAACAAGGAGAUUGAAGAACUGAUUAAAGAGGGGGAGAACCAUCAUGUCAAAACUGAAGAAACACCCUGGAGAUCCUCAUUGAUAAGAAGAGACAAAACAUGGCCUGAGUGUGAAAAGAAAGCAGUUAAAAGCAGUAAAACAUUUUUUAGACCACAUUUCCUGAAGGACCGCCUGAAAGUUCAUACAAAGGACAAGCCUCAUGUAUGUUAUUUAUGUGGAAAGAGUUUUAGUCACAUGGCUGCUUUAAAGAUACACCAGAAAAGACACAGCGGUGUGAAGGAUCAUGCUUGCUCUGAGUGUGGGAAGACUUUUUUUACAUAUGGUGCGAUGAAAGUGCACCAGACAGUUCACACUACAGAAACACCUUACAAGUGCUCACACUGUGACAAGAGAUUCAAACGGUCAGAAUAUCUGAGAAUACAUGAGAGGAUCCACACUGGAGAGAAGCCGUAUACAUGUGAUCAAUGUGGGAAGAGCUUCAGACUAAAAGAAAUGCUUAAUCAACACAUGAAUAUCCACAGUGGAGAGAAGCCGUACACAUGUGAUCAGUGUGGAAAGAAUUUCACACAAAAAGGAAACCUUAUCAAACACAUGAAAAGACACACUGAAGAGAAGCAACACACAUGUGAUCAGUGUGGGAAAACUUUUGUGCAUAAAGGAAACCUUAAAGACCACAUGAGAAUCCACACAGGAGAGAAUCUACAUACAUGUGAUCAGUGUGGGAAAACGUUUGUGUUUAAAGGAAACCUUAAAGACCACAUGAAUAUCCACACCGGAGAGAAGCCAUACACAUGUGAUCAGUGUGGGAAGAGUUUCAGACAAAAAGGAGCCCUUAAUGUACACAUGAGGAUUCACACAGGAGAGAAGCCGCACACAUGUAAUCAGUGUGGGAAGAGUUUCAGACUUAAGCAAACUCUUAACGAACACAUGAUGAUCCACACUGGAGAGAAGCCGUAUGCAUGUGAUCAGUGUGGGAAGAGUUUCAGACUUAAGCAAACUCUUAACGUACACAUGAUGAUCCACACUGGAGAGAAGCCGUACACAUGUAAUCAGUGUGGGAAGAGUUUCACACAAAAACAAGCCCUUGAUGUACACAUGAGGAUCCACACUGGUGAGAAGCCGUACACAUGUGAUCAGUGUGGAAAGAGUUUCUCACAAAAAGGAGCCCUUGAUGCACACAUGAGGAUCCACACUGGAGAGAAGCCGUACACAUGUAAUCAGUGUGGAAAGAGUUUCAGACUUAAGCAAACCCAUAAUGAACACAUGAGGAUCCACACUGGAGAGAAGCCAUACACAUGUAAUCAGUGUGGAAAGAGUUUCAGAAAAUGUGAUGUUUUUAAAAAACAUCUGCUUACUCAUUCUAGAGAGAGACUAGAAAACUGUGACCAAAGCAGUAGAACAUUUCUAAAGGACCGUCUGAAAGCUCAUACAAAGAAGAAGCCUUACAUAUGUUAUUUAUGCGGAAAGAGUUUUAGUCAGAUGGCUGCAUUAAAGAUACACCAGAAAAGACACAUCGGUGUGAAGGAUCAUGCUUGCUCUAAGUGUGGGAAGACUUUUUUUACAUAUGGUGCGAUGAAAGUGCACCAGACAGUUCACACUACAGAAGCAGCUUACAAGUGUUCACACUGUGACAAGAGAUUCAAACGGUCAGACUACCUGAGAAUACAUGAGAGGAUCCACAGUGGAGAGAAGCCAUAUACAUGUGAUCAAUGUGGGAAGAGCUUCAGACUAAAAGAAAUGCUUAAUCGACACAUGGAUAUCCACAAUGGAGAGAAGCCACACACAUGUGAUCAAUGUGGAAAGAAUUUCAGACAAAAAAGAAACCUUAUCAAACACAUGAAAAGACACACUGGAGAGAAGCAACACACAUGUGAUCAGUGUGGGAAGGGUUUCUUAGACAAAGGAAACCUUAAAGACCACAUGAAUAUCCACACUGGAGAAAAGCCAUACUCAUGUGAUCAGUGUGGCAGGAGUUUCGCACAUAAAGGAAACCUUUUCAAACACAUAAAAAGACACACUGGGGAGAAGCCACACACAUGUGAUCAGUGUGGGAAGAGUUUCGCAGAAAAGGCAACCCUUAAUGAACACAUGAGGAUCCACACUGGAGAGAAACCAUACACAUGUGAUCAGUGUGGGAGGAGUUUCACACAAAGAGGAACCCUUAUUGCACACAAGAAAACCCACAGUGGAGAGAAGUCAUAUACCUGUGAUCAGUGUGGGAGGAGUUUCACACAAAGAGGAACCCUUAUUGCACACAAGAAAACCCACAGUGGAGAGAAGUCAUAUACAUGUGAUCGGUGUGGGAGGAGUUUCACACAAAGAGGAAACCUUAUUGCACACAAGAAAACCCACAGUGGAGAGAAGCCAUAUACAUGUGAUCAGUGUGGGAAGAAUUUCAAACGAAAAGAAAGCCUUCAUGAUCACAUGAGGAUCCACACUGGAGAGAAGCCGUACACAUGUGAUCAGUGUGGGAGGAGUUUCAUACGAAGAGUAACCCUUUACAAACACAAGAAAACCCACACUGGAGUGAAACAGCACCAGACAGUUCACACUACAGAAACACCUUACAAGUGCUCACACUGUGAAAAGAGCUUCAAACGGUCAACACAUCUACAAAUACAUGAGAGGAUCCACACUGGAGAGAAGCCGUAUCACUGCCAUUCAUGUGGGAAGAGAUUCACUCAAUUAUAUUCUUUAAUCUGUCAUAAAUUACAUGUCUGCAUGUCUGAAAUUACAGUAAGUAGAUGAAGUUCUGAUCCUGUACUUCCAGGUGCUAGGUAGGGCUGCAUCAAGUAAUUAUUUGCUAAUCUAUUAAUCAGAGAUUAUUAGAACGAUUAAUCAACUAUUCGUUGAUUAUUUCACAGAUUAAUCAGUAUCUUUAUUAAUUAUUUGGCUUGUGGAGUUUGUUAAAAUGCUGAGUUACACCCAUUCUAAAUAAUAAAUAAAACAAGGAAAUCACUUCCGUUUUUGAAAAUGUCUUUUUAAUAUAUUUUGAGUAAACGGAAUUAUUAUCUUCUUCAGGUUUUCUGUCCUCCUCAGAAGUCAUCAAUACACCAACUUUGCUCAGAACUGAAACACAAAAAUAAAUGGGAAUUUCACAACACAUAGGAGGCUAAAAUAUUCAUCUACAAACUAUUGUUACUUAGAUCCCCUUGUGAGCACUGUG